GACGAGGACCCCAUCUACGUCAACGCAAAGCAGUACCACCGCAUCAUGAAGCGCCGCGAGGCCCGUGCCCGUCUGGCCGCCGAGCACAAGCUCAACGCCAAGCGGAAGCCGUAUCUGCACGAGUCGCGCCAUCGCCACGCCAUGCGUCGCCCGCGCGGUCCUGGCGGCCGCUUCCUGACUGCUGCCGAAAUCGCUGAGCUCGAAAAGAGC
Linderina pennispora is the source of this 210-nucleotide messenger RNA. Its product is annotated as CCAAT-binding transcription factor, subunit B. NCBI's taxonomy places the organism in Eukaryota, Fungi, Kickxellomycota, Kickxellomycetes, Kickxellales, Kickxellaceae. Gene Ontology annotation, biological process: regulation of transcription by RNA polymerase II. The transcript has a single exon. The annotation marks the transcript as partial. Gene Ontology annotation, molecular function: RNA polymerase II cis-regulatory region sequence-specific DNA binding; DNA-binding transcription factor activity, RNA polymerase II-specific. The record is from RefSeq and is a predicted model, not a curated record.